This is a messenger RNA of Cyprinus carpio (common carp), 2490 nucleotides long. RefSeq names its product eotaxin-like. Gene Ontology annotation, cellular component: extracellular region. Gene Ontology annotation, biological process: cellular response to type II interferon; monocyte chemotaxis; positive regulation of ERK1 and ERK2 cascade. The record is from RefSeq and is a predicted model, not a curated record. NCBI's taxonomy places the organism in Eukaryota, Metazoa, Chordata, Actinopteri, Cypriniformes, Cyprinidae. Gene Ontology annotation, molecular function: chemokine activity; CCR chemokine receptor binding.
AGUAAAAUAAUGGCAACUUACUCUGACGAACACAGCUCUCCUCGGAGUAGCUGCGUCUGUGAGCGCUGUGUCCUCUUGUUUGACAGAGGUACUGGCAAUGGAGUAUUUAAAUGUGGUGUUAUCAUAAGAGAACUGUUCAUUUUAAAUAUUGCAGUUAUCGCAAAUACAGGUAUAUCUUCACACACUAAAUUAACACAAUAUCAAUAAUUGUUGCUUUGAAUAUGUUAUCUUUGAUACCAGUAUAUCGUGACAUCCCUAGUGAGGGUGAGCAGCACCAAAAACAGGCAGAAAUAAGAGGGCAAGGGGAACUAUAAAUAGGGAGGAAAGCACGCAAGGAACAGGUGAGCACAAUUAGACAAACAAGGGCUAACAAGUGCGUGGUAAAGAGGAAAGGAGGAGGGAUUAGAGGGGCAUAUGGCUGACAAAAAAACAUCAACAAAGCCAUGUGCUGACAGGUGGAGUAAAUCACAGGGUGGGUUUGUUGAGAAAAUUUGGGUGCUUAAAGAAUAGAUUGGUUGACAGUGUGUUUUCUAAACAAAGUCAUGCUCAUGUCUCAGGUUUUCAGUAGAGCAAGGAUUUAAAUGUAAAGCACAGUGACAAAUUUUGUUAGCCAUUUAAUGCAUGAAUCCACAGAGAUAUCUGUAUCUGUCAGGUUCUACAGUGAGUGGUCCUUCUGAGCAUUUUUUAAAUAAAAGUAGGUCAGUGAGGUAAAUGAAAGCUAAGUCAAGUUUUUGUGAUGUGGAAUGAUGGUUGCAUAUUUAUAUUAGCGUGCAACAGUACAAUGACAUUGUUCAGACUGGCCAUAUCACAACAAUCCUGUUCUGUAAAAAAAUGUCUGUCCUGCCAAAUGACCAUUCAUUAUCUAUGGAAAGUAUGGUUCCUUUCUCCCACAGUACAGACACACUAUAGACCUUUUUUAUUAAAAUAAUUUGUGACUGAAAAAUGAAAUGACUACUCAGCAGUGAUGUUUCCUGUUUUUGAAGCAGUUAAACUUGCUCAGGUAAUUCAUACACACUUAAAACUGCUUAUCAAUGACUCAAGCCUCCAUUACGAACUCUAAAAUGAUGAUUUGCAAUUACCAUAUUUUCAAUUUACAAUGCUGAAAUUUGAAGAAAAAAGUUGAGUAGUUUGCAUCUCAGGAUAUUUCUGUCAGUCAUUUAACAUUAUCAUUAAACAGUUGUUAAAUAAUAACAGUUUUGCUACUUCCAUCUUACCUCGCUCUCUUUCAAUGUUAAACUGACGCUUCAUGCUAGAAUUCGCACUCUGCUUCUGUGUAAACCCUACCUACUUUCUUUGAUUGGCCAGCUCAAUCAUUUUAAAAUUUGUCGAGCAUCUAUAGACAGCUGAGGCAGACCAGCCUGAAAAUGUAACUUGAUGUAAUUUGACCAUUUCUAAGUUUUGGGGGAUACUUGUCCCCCUCAAUGGCUACGAUGAUUAUGGCCUUAUUCUAUGGAGUUUCUCAUGAUCAUGAGGCACCAUGGUGAAGCAUCGCAACUGUAACACAAGUUGUAUGCAUUCUCACGUGUCAUAAAGUGUGCAGUUCUGUUCUAUUGUUGUUAUGUAUUUUCGCAAUGCAGCUCCAUUCAUCUACAGUAGCUACCCACGCUGUGGCGAGCUGUGUGGGUGAAGAACCAAACCGAGAGCUCAUCAGUAGCGCCUUUUUCCGCUCAUCAGAUGAAGGCUCAUUCGAACACAUUCUCUUACACACUUACACAACACCCAUUUUGGAGGUUGAGGUUUGUGUGUGUGUGCACAAAAGAGUGGAGGAAAUGAAAGUGUGAAAUAUUAAGGUUGUGUAAGGAGUAGUUUCAGUUAGUGUCUGUCUGCACAGCCGUCAUGAGGUCGCUCGUCUGUCUUGCUUUCUGCCUGGUGCUGUUUGUGCUCUGCCUCACUGCAGAAGCAAGUCAUCAUUCUUCAACCUGCUGUUUGAAGACAAGCAAAGGCAGAAUACAGAAAAACAAAGUGUUGAGUUACACAGUCCAGAAAGCAGGAGUCUGCCCUAUCAACGCAAUUGUCUUGUUGACUGUAAGAAGGAAAAUUAGGUGUUUUGAGCCAGACUCAGAGUGGAUCAAAGAAAUUAUAAAAACGGUGGACCAGAAAAAAACGACACAACAAAACUCUGAUCCAAAAGCCUUGCCAAGCCAAAAUGCCAAAAGACAGAAAAAAAAUAACAAAGGAAAGAGACGCAGACAAAAGAAUCAAUAGAAAUUUUGAGUUUUUACUUAUGUAAUGUAUUGUUUAACCUGCCAACUGACAUAAACCUGUAAUUUGUCAAAAAUAAGUAUUCAUGACUAUUUUAUGCUGAAUGUUUACAUUAUCAAUCUCUUUUGAAAUGACUUUAUUCUGCGUCAAAGAUUUUAUAAUCUCUUUUCAAGAAUGUAUUUUUGUAUUCAAUAUUUUUAUAGUUUCAAAAAUAUGUAAUAUUGCAAAAUGAAGAAGUUGUGCAGAUUUGAUUUUGGAAUUAUUAUUAAAUAAAUUAAGAAAAAAAAA